AUGAGUGCCGAAUUUAACCCCUGGGCCCUAUCAGGCGUUUUCUUAAGUACGGGCGACACAUUCAAGCGUCAUGUUCACGGCACAAUUCUUUUUUCGCCGGUCCCCUGGAGCUUGUCUAUGAGUGCCUCGGAACACAUGCAAUCCUUCUCCCACGCUGUCUAG
Dichomitus squalens LYAD-421 SS1 is the source of this 162-nucleotide messenger RNA. RefSeq lists its product as uncharacterized. The record is from RefSeq and is a predicted model, not a curated record. The transcript is spliced from 2 exons. NCBI's taxonomy places the organism in Eukaryota, Fungi, Basidiomycota, Agaricomycetes, Polyporales, Polyporaceae. The coding region runs from base 1 to 162 and encodes 53 amino acids.